Molecule: messenger RNA, 318 nt
Organism: Staurois parvus
Lineage: Eukaryota; Metazoa; Chordata; Amphibia; Anura; Ranidae
Source: the annotation of a GenBank genome assembly
AUGAAGAGAGCACGUGCACGGAAACAGCCAUGCACCAUAAAGGAACUGGAAGUCAGAGUCAGCGAGUUGGGGCUGGGAUAUGUAUCAGACGAGACAGUUCUGUUCCGCUAUUGCAGUGGUACAUGCGACGCUGCUGUGCGCAACUACGACCUCUCUUUACAGAGCAUUCGAGGAAAGAAGAAAAUAAAAAAAGAAAAAGUGAGAGCAAGACCUUGCUGCAGGCCUCUAGCAUACGAUGAUGAUAUUUCUUUUCUGGACUCCAAAAAUCAUUAUCAUACUAUCAAAGAGGUCUCAGCUAAAGACUGUGGCUGCGUCUGA